AUGGUAAUCAUAAACAGUGCGAGCUCCAGCACAAACGGGAGCGCUCCAUAUAAAGGUUCCCAGCAGGUCAAUAACAACAGUGUCAAUGGAGUGAGUACACAAUCUACUUCGAGUGCGGAAGUAAAUGGAACCAACCUGAGUCGGGAAGGAAGCAUUUCAAUCAGUAUCACACCUACGGCUAACACAGGAACGGUAUCGAAUGGUACACCAAACAAUUUGUCAUCGCCUAAUGUACAUCACGGUGAUUCGCUCUCACCUCGAGCGUCUGAAUCAUCACUCAACAAACGAGCAAACUCUUUUUCUUCAAACAACAAUGUUGGUAACACCCCAGCUACUCCCGUUCAUACUCAAUUUGCCCUAAAGCCUGAGGAGGAUAGUGAUGAACCAAAGAAAAUUAUUAAAAAUGCAAAGAAAAAGAAAUGGCAUGUCAAUGCUAUGGGAGAGAUCAUUUAUAAGGAACACAACUCGUAUAACUUGAUGAGACAAAUUCAGAUGGGUAUAAGAUCUGCAAUUAGUGAAAUCACUCCUAAAAAGCAAAAAGAUGUGUUGACCUACAAAGAUUUUACAAACACAAACAAAAUGCCUUUCCCAGAAAAAGGAACAACUAGAACCCCACCACACGAGUUUCCAUACUUUGAUUUUUAUGACUAUGCACCAUUCCCUUUUAGACAUUUGAGAGAAAGAUUUGGUAUCGACGCGUCCGACUUUUUAGUUUGUUUAUGUCACGAACAAUCACUUUCAAUUCUUGGUACUCCUGGAAAAAGUGGUGCUUUGUUCUUCUUCUCUGCUGACAUGCAAUACAUGCUCAAGACUGUCACAAAGAAAGAGUCCAAGUUCUUGAGAAAAAUAUUACCUGAUUAUUAUAACCAUGUAAUGGCUAAUCCUAACACUUUGAUUACACGUUUCUAUGGAAUGUACAGUAUAAAACCAAAAGGAGGAAAAAACGUAAGAUUUGUCAUUAUGAAUAAUGUAUUUGACACAACAACAUAUGUUGCCGAAAGAUAUGAUCUGAAAGGAUCAACAAUAGGAAGAGAGGCAUCUGAAAAAGAAAGAAAAAGAGAAACACCUGUUUUAAAGGAUUUAGAUUUUUUGAAACGAGAAAAAAAGCUUGCCAUUGGACCUCAAAUGAAAAACGUUUUUCUCCAUCAACUACAACUUGAUGCUGAAUGGUUAGAGAAAAUGAAAAUUAUGGACUAUAGUUUGCUGGUAGGAGUUCACAAAAUAGAUCCAGAAACUGAGGCAGACAUUCUCAAAGAAGCACAAAAUUGUACGAUCAAACUUUCAGAUUCAGAUAUUCCUUCGGAUAUGAAUGGAUUUACAGCAAUUCAUGGACAGAGCUCUGUUGCAAGCUCUAGUGCUGUUUCUUCAUCCUCAUAUUUAGGAGGAGAUGCUGGAACUGCAUCCUCCUCACUGAACACUUCUCAUCCAAUUGCAGAUAUUGUUCAUCAUCAUGAAACACCUGUUGUAAAUAGUUCAGAAAUUACUAUUGAAAUAACGCCAGGAGAGGAAAUUGCGAAUCAUUCCCAACCUGUUAUUCAACAACCACAGACUCAAGGCAAUUCAACACCAAGCUCUCAGAAAAAGUUUCCAUUUGAUAACACUUCAAGUCAAGGAAGAAAGAGCGGAGAUAGUACGGCUUCAUUCUUUGGAAGAUUUAUGCCGAACAACAACAGAGCUAGCGUGUCUCUAAAAAAGCUCUAUCGAGGACCUCGUGCAUCAUUAUUCCAACAAUUUCAUGGUGGAACUCUUUCUCUCCCUCUCGAAGACGGAACUAGAGAGAUUUAUUAUUUUGGAAUCAUUGAUCUGCUUCAGAAAUGGAACAACAAGAAACAAAUUGAACAUAUUUUCAAAGGCUUUGUAAGCGAUAGAAAUCAAAUUUCGGCUGUUUCACCCAAGCAUUAUGCAGCUCGAUUUGUGAAGUUUUUGGAUGAUGGUCUCAUGUAA
Messenger RNA from Naegleria lovaniensis, 1944 nucleotides. RefSeq lists its product as uncharacterized. The transcript has a single exon. NCBI's taxonomy places the organism in Eukaryota, Heterolobosea, Eutetramitea, Acrasida, Naegleriidae. Gene Ontology annotation, molecular function: phosphatidylinositol kinase activity. The coding region runs from base 1 to 1944 and encodes 647 amino acids. Gene Ontology annotation, biological process: phosphatidylinositol metabolic process. The record is from RefSeq and is a predicted model, not a curated record.